Fusarium verticillioides 7600 is the source of this 2531-nucleotide messenger RNA. RefSeq lists its product as hypothetical. Gene Ontology annotation, biological process: regulation of DNA-templated transcription. The transcript is spliced from 5 exons. NCBI's taxonomy places the organism in Eukaryota, Fungi, Ascomycota, Sordariomycetes, Hypocreales, Nectriaceae. Gene Ontology annotation, cellular component: nucleus. The record is from RefSeq and is a predicted model, not a curated record. Bases 513 to 2324 code for a protein of 603 amino acids. Gene Ontology annotation, molecular function: DNA-binding transcription factor activity, RNA polymerase II-specific; zinc ion binding; transcription cis-regulatory region binding.
ACCGUCCCUGAAGCAAAGCCAAUUACGAGUGCGUCGGUGCGAACCGUCUUUAAUCCUUUCCUUCAAGUGCCGUGUUGGAACGGACACGGACUUGAGCACCCAAACCCAGCCACAGUCCGUUCCUCUUGAGAUGACGAUGCAACCCUGCAAAGCCGGAAUAUAGCACUGAACUGAACCUGCAUCGCCACACCGACACAGAAAACUCCGCUGCAACUGCCCUGAGAUCAAACCCGAGUCCGAUCGCUGGCUUCAGUGUCACAGCCACAUUCAAGAUUCAAGUCCGCUUCUCAACCACAACAACUCAAUCUCUGGUGAUUUCUUGACCUACGGGCACGGUGAAUACAGGAAAAUCAUCAGAUCCGCCUUUGAGGUAACUUCAAUGCUAUGAAAAGGAUAAGCUAGGAUCCAUGAGUCGUGAAUCUAAAUGAGACGUUUUCCCCGCCGUUGAGAAGUUUAAUGAUUCAAUUUCAUCAACGCUAGCAUCAAAACAAACCGUCCAAACCGUAUUCACAAUGGCAUCGAGAUCAGACCCAAAUGUUCCGCUGCUCAAGACGUGCCAGACGUGUUUUCAUGCCAAGAUCCGAUGCGAAAAAUCACAGGAGUCUGGAAAAUGCGAUAGGUGUUUGCGCCUGAACAAGACAUGUGUUUUUAAUCCUUCUCGGCGACGAAAGGCUCUGAGGCCUGGGCCGUCAAGAAAUCUUGAAGCUGCAAGUCCUACAAGAUCGAGGUCACCAUCCUUGACCUCAGCCAAUGCGACUUCAGCAAAUGUUACAGACACUUCACCUGGUGUUUCCACGACACCAGCCAGUAUUGAUACCGAAGCAUCUCACAACCCGUUCUCCAGAGGACUGUUGUCAUUUGAGAAAGGACAGGAAUUUCUCGACACCUUCAGAAUGCGCAUGUCGCCUCAUUUUCCGUUUGUGAUCGUUGCAGAGUCGGUAACCAUUCAGGGGUUGGUUCAAGAGAGACCGACGUUGUGUGCAGCGAUUCUCGCGGCAGCUUCACACGAGGAUCUCAAGCUUCAGCAAAAUUUAGGCAAGCUUUUCAACGAAAUUGUACUUGUCAGGAUGAUAAAAGGGCCUUUCGCAACUUUGGAUAUGCUACAAGGGCUGUUGGUGCAUUUAGCUUGGGCGCAUUUUCAUCAAGGAACGAUGAGGUACACCCAACACUUGUCACUUGCUGCAAGUAUCAUCUCAGAUAUGAGACUUGAUCGUCCGAGAGUGGCAAGUCUAUGGGCUUUGAGUCGAGAGAGCAAGCAUGGGUUUGGUGAAAUGACGCAUGAUGAGAUGAGAGCUCUGGCCGGAACUUAUUAUCUCUCUUCAAGUUCGGCUGUAUUGUUGCAAAAGUCGCACCACUUUCGAUACUCUCCAUUUAUCCUCGAAUGCUGUCACAGUCUUUUGUCCGGGGGAACUGCGCCCUCUGACAGACAUCUCCCAUACAUAAUCUAUCUUCAAAAACUCACUGAAGAGGUCGACGACGCAGUGAUUGAAGCUACAGGAGCCAUACGAGGGUCAAGACAAGACAAGCUGCCUGCAGAGCUACACAGAAUCAGAGAGCGAUAUACGUCCACAAAAUCUUCCUUGCCGUUUCCGCUCAGCGAGAGUCCCACAAUUCUUCUGCAGUUGCACGUCCUUGACCUCCUGAUCUGCCAACCCUCACCGGAUGGCAUCUCAUACGGCCCAAACGGUUUCCAAAGUCUUCAGCAAGGUGCAGAUCAAAGCCGACUUCUCGACUGGCUCUCACAAAGCAUGUCUGCUGCAAAGUCUCUCAUAAGCGUGAUCCUCCUUCUCCCACAAGGCGACGAAGACACGAUGCCCAACAUCGGCUGGAUCAUGCUGUACUGCGCAGUCUCUCUAUCAGUACGACUCGACCUUGUUGCAGCACAGCCAGAAAACUCACAAACUGCUGGUCAUCUUCGACGUAUUCUCGACAUGCCUCACACCCUUCGGCAGAUCGUCCUACGCAUGGAGUCUGCUUCAAACUCGAAUCCAGGGGAUGGUGAAUCAGAUCCAUACUUUGGUCUGGCGAGAAGAGCUCGACGUAUAGAGAGAUGGUAUCUUGAGCGUUGUGGUCCUGCCGAAUCGCCUGAAGUCGGAAGUCUUUUCGGAUCUACCGAGACAUCUCCUUCAAACCCAUUCACUGCAGAUAUUGGACUCACCCCAUCGUCUUUUCAAGAUCCUGGCCUUGUGCCAAGUCUUCAGAUAACAGGUGAAUCAGAUGAUACAUGGAUGACCAACAUAUUGGCAGAUCUCGAAGUUGACCCAGGGAUGGAAAGCUUGCUGUUCACUGGACCUUUUGACUUUCUCGGCGAGCGUCAACAAUAGCGUCGAGGGAUGGCUUUAUAUAAUCGUGUACGGAUACGGAUAAGGAUAAGGAGGAGCGUCGGAGUUGGUGAUAGCAAUAAAAUUACGGCCGUUGGAUCUUUCAUUUGUGUUACAUAUUACGUCCCAUAUACCGCCGGACCAAUACCCAAACUCCGUCUAUGUCUAUGUUCAUGUACAUCGUUGACUAUUUUUUACCCUUCUUCCCCG